This is a messenger RNA of Gregarina niphandrodes, 846 nucleotides long. Its product is annotated as diphthine synthase. Lineage: Eukaryota; Apicomplexa; Conoidasida; Eugregarinorida; Gregarinidae. Gene Ontology annotation, biological process: protein histidyl modification to diphthamide. The record is from RefSeq and is a predicted model, not a curated record. Bases 1 to 846 code for a protein of 281 amino acids. The transcript has a single exon. Gene Ontology annotation, molecular function: diphthine synthase activity.
AUGGUAUUAUAUUUAGUAGGUUUAGGAUUGGGUUCCUUGGAUGAUGUGACGGUGCGUGGGGCGAAGGCCUUGGACGAGAGUUCAUAUUUGUAUUUGGAAGCGUAUACUAGCGUGCAAGAGGAUUUAAGUGUUAAUUUUUUGAAGGAGCGAUAUCCGACUAAGGAGGUGAUUGAAGCGGACAGAACAAUGGUUGAGAGUGCAUGUGACGAUAUGUUGGAGCGUGCUAAGAAUUCGGUGGUUAGUUUUCUUGUUGUUGGUGAUCCAUUUGGUGCCACGACACAUGCGGAUUUAUUUCUUCGUGCUAAGGAAAUGGGUGUUGAGAUCAAAAUAUUUCACAAUACGAGUAUCAUCAACGCAGUCGGUACGACAGGACUUCAGUUAUAUCGAUUCGGACAGGUGGUCUCUAUACCAUUCUUCGAUGGCACUUGGAGGCCUACAUCAUUUGUGGACAAGAUCCUAGAGAAUUUCCAAAUGGGACUUCAUACUCUUGCAUUGUUAGAUAUCAAAGUGAAGGAACAAAGUGUUGAAAACAUGAUAAGGCAGAGACCUAUAUUCGAACCACCAAGGUUCAUGACUGUUAAUCAGGCCGUCGAACAAAUCCUCUCCGUGUUAUCCGACAGAAACCUACAGGAAGACAAUGUGCAGCAAGUGGAGAAGCAUAUCCUCACUCCUCAAUCGCUGGCCUGCGGUGUCGCCAGAGUCGGCUGUAAAGAUCAAGUCAUCAGAUUCGGGACUCUAGAAGAACUACGACACUUCGAUUUCGGUAGGGAACUGCAUUCUGUCAUCAUCUGUGCUCCUGAACUGCAUGAAAUAGAAGAAAGCUUCAGGCAGUUAUAUUCCAAAUAA